AUGUUAAAUAUGAAUCAUAGUAUUGGUCGAACACGUUCAAAGGAUAUUGAACUAUUGAUUGAAACGUAUAACAUGUUUCAUCCUCAAGAACUACAUUUUCUGAUUCAACUUAAUCAGCGCUGGUCAGUGUAUGACCCAAAUCGAAUCCAGAAUAUGACUGCUAUUUUAAGCCGUAAUUUUGCUGCUGAAUACAAAGAAUCAGAUACUGAACGUAUAAUUAAAUAUUUUAAUUCUCAUGAUUCAAUUCAACUUUUUCCUUCCAUAACUGUUGAUAUGGCUCUUGCUCAACUAGAUCAAUCAUUACAUCUAAAUCCAUACCAAUCCAGGUAUCCUAUUUGUCUAUAUAUGCUCAAUGCUGACAUGGCAGAUGUCUUAUCUGUUCAAGUAUACACUCUAAAAGGUGCAACUCAUCCAGUUUCUAUACCAAGUUCAGCUCGAGAAUUCGGUAUAUGGAUGUGGGAUCAGUAUCCACGCCUUCUUUCAUUAUUUGUGUAUCUAUGGAGCAAUCACAAGACUUUGAUUAAAUCUUGUGGAUCAAAUUUCAGUCAAUGCAUUGUUAUUGAUGGCCACCAAAAAUGUCGUCGGCGAGUUUGUCGUGCUAAGAAUGUUCAAGUUUCAACGGAAGAAUUUGAAUCACUAACCGUUGUUUGUUGUCGAACACCAAGUUUGGGAUCACGUUUUUGUGAGCUUCAUCAAGUAUAUCGACAACAGGGAUUCGGUGCAACAAACUGUCGCACAAUUAAGCAAUGCUCCGAAUCAUACAUCAAACGAUGCAAUAGAUCAUUUGGUAUACUUGCUGGUGUAACAAAUUGUAAAAUUGUCAUCACAUUUUCAGAAAUAUUUCGAUCAGAAACUUUACGUGAAAUCAUAAGUUUAUUAUGUUCAACAAUUCGUGCAUCUAACUAUAAUUUUCCUAAAUGUGGUGUCUAUGAUGAUGGGUGUCACUUAGUUGAAUUUAUUCGAAAUCACUAUGGUCAAGAUCUCAAACGUACAUCUGCAUCAACAUCAUUGUAUGAGACUAAAUUUAGUGUAGAUCGAACCCAUUUUAAAGGGCACGUGGGGCGAUGGUGCAGAGCAAAUAUGAAUCCAUAUAAAAAUGAAAUGUUAAAUGGUAUCAACACUCAAGCCGCCGAACAAUUAUUUUCCUGGGUAAAAAACUACGCAAAUAUUUUGAGCAGUCUUGGUUGGAGAAGGAUGCCAAUCUAUUUACUGUUGUUAUUUCACUAUAAAAAUCUCGAACGAAUGAGUAUUCGUCCAACGCAUGCAUUCAACAUCGCUUCAUCCGUUCCAUUCACACCUACUGUCAGUUUAGCACAUGCAGCUGAUACUGAACAAGUUUCUAAAUAUAAAGAACAGCAGAAACAAAAAAAAGCUUUUCCUUUAACAACUGAUGAAACGUCAUGUACAAAACUAGAAACGGAAAUUGGUGUCAAACAACAAGUAUCGAAACAAAAACAGUCAAAAAAAAAGAAAUUCAAAGUAGCUGAUAUGAACACCAUACAGAAUUUAGUGAAGAAAAUGGAAGAACUCGUAAAUAAAGAAGAGAAAAAAGAAAUUCGGCAGCGAAAUCGCAAGGAACGAAAACAGCCAGCACGCAUCAACAACCAGCAACAAUGA
Rotaria socialis is the source of this 1617-nucleotide messenger RNA. NCBI's taxonomy places the organism in Eukaryota, Metazoa, Rotifera, Eurotatoria, Philodinida, Philodinidae. The record is from the annotation of a GenBank genome assembly.